Messenger RNA from Neopelma chrysocephalum (saffron-crested tyrant-manakin), 1049 nucleotides. RefSeq lists its product as uncharacterized. The record is from RefSeq and is a predicted model, not a curated record. NCBI's taxonomy places the organism in Eukaryota, Metazoa, Chordata, Aves, Passeriformes, Pipridae. Bases 39 to 1049 code for a protein of 336 amino acids. The transcript has 3 exons.
CCAAGAGACGCCAAGAGGUGUCUGACUGGAAAGAAAACAUGGAGAAAGAGCAGUCCCAGGGAGAAUCCAAGAGACGCCCAGAAGUGUCCGACUGGGAAGAAUACAUCGAGGAAGAGCAGUCCCGAGCAGAAGUGAAGAGCUACCAGGAAGUGUCGGACUGGGAAGAAUCCAGCGAGGAAGAGCAGUCCCAGGGAAAAAUCAGCACCUUCCAAAAACUGCCCAAGUGGGAAGAAUCCAGUGAGGAAGAGCAGUCCCAUGGAAAUGGCAGUAGCUACCCAGAACUGACCGAGUCGGAAGAAACCAGCACGGAAGGGCAGUUCCGAGGAAAAUUCAGUGGCUUCCAAGAACGACUGUCCGACUGGGAAGACUCCGUUGCUGAAGAGCUUUCCCAAGACGAAGACUCCUUUGGCCAAGAGUUUUCUGACUGGGAAGUCUACAGACCCUCAAUACUGUCCCGAUGGGAAGACGACAGUGACAGGGAGCUCAUGCUGCAGGACUGGGAACGCAUGACCAUGCACAGCUUCGAGGUCAGGCCCUUGCGCCCAGAGGACGACGAGUGGGAAGAACUCAGCGUCCUCGAGUUGUCCCAAGGACAAGGAACGGAACACAGGCUGGGAAUCCUUGCGGAAGAGGGGUUCCUGCUGCCCGUCCCUCGCGAGGCGUGGGUUGAGUGCCGGGUCUGUGCCUCCCCUCCCUGGCCGGCAGCCCAGACCCUCCGAGGGACUCCAGCUCCUCCCACCUUGGACAAGCAGGUGGCACAGGCAGGGACACGGAGCCAGGGCCCUGCCCCAGAGAGCCCUCGCCACACCCGCAGCCUCUCCCCUCCCCUGCCAGAGGCUCAGGCCCCCCGAGGGGCUGCAAGGGUCCUCCUCAGCCCCUCCCGUCCCCAGCUGGAGGCCCAGGCCCCCCGAGGGGCUGCAGCUCCUCCCGCCUUGCGCAGGCAGGUGGCAGAGGCAGCGACACAGACUUGGGCCCCCAGGAAACGUCCCUCUCGUUUCAGGAGGAUUCUCAGGGCUCUGGCCAGGCUGUUCCGUGCCUGCGCGCCGUGA